AUGCUUCGACAAGCUCUCGCCUCUUCUUCCAGAGCUCUGCGCUCAACACCCAUCGCUGCCAGCCGCGCAAUUCUGCGGCCUCAAAUCCAGACUGCUGCUCCCGCCAUCUCAAUAAGAGCGUUCCAGCCUGUUGCCAGCCGAUGGUACAGCGAGACCAAGGAGACUUCAGAGACCAAGGAGGCUCCGGCUGCUGAGGAAAAGGCCGACGCCAAGGAGGGAGAGAAGAAGAAUGGCGAGACUGACGAGGUUGCUCAGCUGAAGAAGGACCUCGAGGCCAAGGACAAAGAGGCUCGCGACUGGAAGGAUAAAUGCCUCCGCACCGUCGCCGACUUCCGCAACCUCCAAGAUCGCACCGCACGUGAGGUCAAAUCCGCCCGUGACUUUGCCAUCCAAAAGUUCGCCAAGGACCUCGUCGACAGCGUCGACAACCUUGACCGCGCCCUCUCCACCGUCCCUGCAGACAAGCUCAAGGCUGAGGAGAAGAGCGAGGACCUCCAGGAGCUCGCUAACCUCUACGAGGGUCUCAAGAUGACCGAGGGCAUCCUCAUCCAGACGCUUGCCAAGCACGGCCUGGAGCGCCUGGAGCCGGAUGGCGACAAGUUCAAUCCUAACGAGCACGAGGCUACUUUCAUGGCCCCUCAGCCUGGAAAGGAGGACAACACCGUCUUCUUUGUCCAGCAGAAGGGCUUCAAGCUCAACGGCCGUGUUCUGCGUGCCGCCAAGGUCGGCGUCGUCAAGAACGCUUAA
This is a messenger RNA of Trichoderma aggressivum f. europaeum, 747 nucleotides long. RefSeq lists its product as uncharacterized. NCBI's taxonomy places the organism in Eukaryota, Fungi, Ascomycota, Sordariomycetes, Hypocreales, Hypocreaceae. The transcript has 2 exons. The record is from RefSeq and is a predicted model, not a curated record. Gene Ontology annotation, cellular component: PAM complex, Tim23 associated import motor. Gene Ontology annotation, molecular function: protein homodimerization activity; adenyl-nucleotide exchange factor activity; protein-folding chaperone binding. Gene Ontology annotation, biological process: protein import into mitochondrial matrix; protein folding. Bases 1 to 747 code for a protein of 248 amino acids.